Molecule: messenger RNA, 2395 nt
Organism: Onychostoma macrolepis
Lineage: Eukaryota; Metazoa; Chordata; Actinopteri; Cypriniformes; Cyprinidae
Gene: cebpa
Product: CCAAT enhancer binding protein alpha
Exons: 1
Coding region: 420-1286 (288 amino acids)
Biological process (GO): DNA-templated transcription; regulation of transcription by RNA polymerase II; myeloid cell differentiation
Molecular function (GO): DNA-binding transcription factor activity, RNA polymerase II-specific; RNA polymerase II cis-regulatory region sequence-specific DNA binding
Source: RefSeq, a predicted model, not a curated record
UAUUAAUUAUAUGCAACGAUCGCAUACUAUUUCACCAAUAAUUCAAUAAUAAUGACAUUUGCAAAGACCAGGUCGAUAUCAGUGCGUGAGUUGAGCCCUCGCGCAAAGAUCACGCAGUGAAGCAUUAGGACCCAGAGCACACCCGCCCUCCAAACUCCAAAGCAUAUAUAAGUGCACUCAGAAAAGUACUUGACAGAUGUGAAGCUCACACGCUGAGGGUGUAAGUGUCAUUUUAAAGGAGAUCUCGUGUGGUGUUUCAGCCUUUACACUCAAGUCCAUUUUACGGCCGAGUACACAGCCACGACAGGCUGCGCGCUCGCCUGUCCCGAGAACUUGGAGCCAGUGCGGCUUUCUCUGGUACUGCGAACAAGCUGGAUUCCCGUAGCUCUUCACCAUGUCUGGCGGGUUUUAGAUACUCCAUGGAGCAAGCAAACCUCUACGAGGUCGCCCCACGGCCACUGAUGACCAGCCUUGUACAGAGUCAGCACAACGCUUAUACCUACAAAGACACAGCUGGAGACCUGAGCGAGAUCUGCGAGAACGAGAAUUCCAUCGACAUCAGCGCCUACAUCGACCCUUCUGCCUUCAACGACGAGUUCCUGGCUGACUUAUUCCACAACAGCUCCAAGCAAGAAAAGCUCAAGCUGGCGAGCGGAGACUACGAGUACCCCCACGGUGCCAAUGGCACACCGGGCCCCCCGCAGAUGUACGGCUGCCUGAACGGCUACAUGGAUUCCUCCAAACUAGAGCCCAUCUACGACAGCCAGGCGCGAAUGAGACCCGUGGCCAUCAAACAAGAGCCCCGGGAGGAAGAUGAGCUCGGCCACUCGAUGCCCCCUACAUACCACCACUCUCAACACCACGCGCCGCAUCUGUCGUACCUGCAGCAUCAGAUCGCGCACUGCGCGCAAACCACCAUGCACCUCCAGCCGGGUCAUCCCACACCUCCCCCGACGCCCGUACCCAGUCCCCAUCACCAACACAGCCACCUGCCUGGGGGCUCCAUGAAGAUGGGCGAUCGAGGGAAAUCCAAGAAACAGGUCGACAAGAACAGCACCGAGUAUCGGAUGAGGAGGGAGCGCAACAACAUAGCCGUGCGCAAGAGCCGGGACAAGGCGAAAAUGCGCAAUGUGGAGACGCAACAAAAAGUGAUCGAGUUGUCGUCGGAUAACGAUAGACUGCGCAAGAGGGUAGAGCACCUCACGCGAGAACUGGAGACGUUACGGGGCAUCUUCAGGCAGCUUCCCGACGGCUCGUUUGUCAAAGCCAUGGGCAGCUGCGCCUAACGAAGCGAGCUGGACUUUUGAAGUAACUUUUGCGUGAUUUUUACGUCUGCUGGAUAAACGCUGACACAUUCUCAAAGUGUUUCUAUAGGAGCCAGGCAGCUGCGGUAUACACGUGCCUUUUGUACAAAAACAAACGAUAAGCUCAUCUCUUCACACAUUUGGACUUGGCUUGUUGUAGGUGUAGUCCUGUUAAGAAUGUGUGUGUGUUAGCUACGCGAAACAUUAUCGGUGCAGCUAAUGGGCAUGAUUUCACCCUGUCAAUCUACUUUUCAUGUUAAGUUACCAGCUUUCGUACUCCCUGCCCACUUUGGGUUACAUACGAACCUGAACUACACUUUGUAGCGACAAAAAACUUUCCUGCCAUGGCAGGCGGUAUUCCCAGCACACCUGUUGCUGCAUAACAUUCACUGUAUGAUAUUGUUGAUUUAAACUUUUUGCAGGGGGUGGGGUGGAGUUGUUUCAUGGACGGCAAUAGACAAAUGCCAAAGCAUAGGACUGGAAUUGUUUUUUUUUUUUUUUACCGUGGUAGUUUAUUUGUCAUUCAUAACGCAGACUGUAUGCACUAUGUCAUCCAAACUCGACCUGAUGAAGCGCAUUGCAUUGUGAACAUUCUGCCAUGAUUUGGGUACUGAUCUGUAAAACGCCUGUCAGUAUACGCUUUUAGAGUAAACGCUUUGUAUUUAUGCAAUAUGAUUGAUAAAAAUGUGAAAGGGUGCAUAUCUCUAUGCAAUGUCUGUUGCUGUCAUGAGAAUAAUUCCGGUGGACGAUCACCGUGCUUUCUCACUGGUUUUGCAGUGAAGUCCUGUCUUGCUCAGUAAGCGUGUGCAUUUCAUGUGAACUGUAUGUUUUUUUGUUUUUUUUUGUACAACAACACUCGAGCAGAGACCGCUUUCAGUGCCUUUUGAGUUUUCCCUGUCUUCAUCGUCAUCACUGACUGAACCUUUGGACAGAAAUAUACAGCAAGGAAAAGGAAGCACUUUUUUUUACAAACGGCAUAUUGCAGAUGUUAUACGAAUGUUUAAUAUGUUUCUGUUUUAAAAUGAACAUUAUAUAUAAAUAUAAAUAUAUAUAUAUGCCAAAAAUUAUGAAUUAAAACAAUGUCUUACUUA